AUGUAGUACAAAAUACAUAAACACGCGACUCACCGCGACCCCGCGCCCCGCGCCCGUUUAGUCUUUUCUAUGGGAGCGCGGUGGCACGUGAUUGGUCAAUUUUUUUAUAGUUGACUACAUCGUAUUGAAAUGAAUCUUAUAGUUGAGUUUGGAGGCCAUAUACGAAAAGUACACAAUUAUACUUUGGUAUAUUAAAUCUUAAUUCAACCAUUACAGUCGACAAGUAGAAAAAUAUAAUUAUGACACGUUACAUAAAGCCAUCCUGCAGAUAACGUCCACUAUAAAGGUCACACGUCGUGUCGCGGCAAAUUAGUUAAGAAUCACAGACAUAAUGGAGUUCCUACUACUCGUGUGUGUGUUUGGUUUGGCUGUCGCAGCGCCAGCUGACGGUCCAAAUGCAGCCUACGACACGAUAGUCAUCGGCAUGGGCUCGGCGGGCACCACAGCGGCCACCGAGCUGGCCCAAUCUGGUCGCAAGGUUCUAGCGCUUGAAGCCCAAGAUCGUAUCGGAGGCAGGGUCCACACCUUGCCGUUUGGGGACGGGCUGGUGGAGCUGGGAGCUGAAUGGAUCCACGGCAACGUCAGCAGCCGCACCUACGCGCUGGCUACCAAGCACAACAUCGACACCAAACUCCAGCCCCUGAUGUUGGACCCUUACCGCUCGGACGGCACUAAACCUGACGUCGCAAUGGUGAGGGAGCUGGUGGAUUUGGACUUUACAGAAGAGCAACCUAAUCCGCCAGAAGCUGUAGGCACAUUUGUCACUAAGAAAUUCAUGGAAUACAUCACCAAGAACAAACCAGACCUGCUCAAGGACCAGGACUUCAUCACCGAGUUCCUGGAGUUCUCGAACCUGCUAACAAACAACCUGGAGUCUUCGAACGACUGGAAUGACGUCAUUACCGGGGGCUCGUACGAGCAUCUGGGCGGCCCGCAGGCUAUCAGCUGGCAUAGGCAUGGAUACAAGGCUUUCUUUGACAUUAUGCUGAACAAAUACAACAACGGUCCCGGCCUCCCCAACCUGGACAUAAAGCUGAACACUGAAGUAACUCGCGUCGUCACGCCGCAGCACCCCAACGAAACUGUCACUGUGGAGUGCAAAGAUGGGAGCUCCUACACCGCUAAACACGCCAUAGUGACUGUGUCACUUGGAGUGCUCAAGGCCAAACAUACCACGCUCUUCUCGCUGCCCUUGCCUCUAGAAAAACAGACGGCCAUAGAGAAAGUCAGCAUGGGCGUCGUCGGGAAGGUGAUCCUGUCGUUUGAGAAGGCCUGGUGGCCCAAAGAUGUUACUCUGUUUGCCUUCAUCUGGAAAGGAGACGACAAGAAAAAUGUCCCCGCCGAAGACUACUGGACGACUAGAAUACUUGGGGCCCAUCCUCCUAUGGGAUCCAGCAACACGCUCACUCUGUGGACCAGCGGCGAGGUGGCUAAGCAGGUGGAGAAGUUGCCGGAAGAAAUAGUGAAGAGCAAGUGCGUGGCGCUGCUGCAGAGGUUCAUGGGUGACGCGCUGAAGAUCACCGUGCCCGUGCCCACCGGUUUCCUCAGGUCGACAUGGUACUUGAACCCGUACACGCGAGGCAGUUACUCGUACGACAACCUGGAGGCUCCACGAUACCCGCUGGCGCGGAAAUGGCUGAGUUACCCGCUCCUGGACUCGGCGGGCGAGCCGCGCGUGCUGUUCGCAGGCGAAGCCACGAACGAGCGGCACUUCAGCACCGUGCACGGAGCCAGCGAGACGGGCCGACGCGAGGCCGAAAGACUUUUGCUGAUGAUUCGUGGCGACGGAAAUUUUAACGUCAAAGAUUUUAAACUUUAAUGUGAAACCCACCGAAUAAGAAAUACAUUAGUUUUUAUACGAAA
This is a messenger RNA of Cydia pomonella (codling moth), 1863 nucleotides long. Its product is annotated as spermine oxidase-like. The coding region runs from base 332 to 1819 and encodes 495 amino acids. Gene Ontology annotation, molecular function: polyamine oxidase activity. The record is from RefSeq and is a predicted model, not a curated record. The transcript is spliced from 11 exons. Lineage: Eukaryota; Metazoa; Arthropoda; Insecta; Lepidoptera; Tortricidae.